Rhopalosiphum maidis (corn leaf aphid) is the source of this 1249-nucleotide messenger RNA. It is a transcript of the gene Tango2, whose product is annotated as transport and Golgi organization protein 2 homolog. The transcript has 5 exons. Lineage: Eukaryota; Metazoa; Arthropoda; Insecta; Hemiptera; Aphididae. Gene Ontology annotation, cellular component: Golgi apparatus. Gene Ontology annotation, biological process: Golgi organization; protein secretion. The coding region runs from base 112 to 939 and encodes 275 amino acids. The record is from RefSeq and is a predicted model, not a curated record.
UAAAAAAAAAAAAAAACACUUCAAAAAUUCAAGAUUGGCUUAAUUUUAAUUUUUAAGUAUUUUAUUGAAUCGAUUAAACAUAGUUUUCAAAUACCUACUUAGUUUUAAGUAAUGUGUGUCAUAUUCAUUAGUAGUGUACAACAUAUAAAUAAUGGGUAUCGUUUGAUUAUUGCUUCUAACCGUGACGAAUAUUAUAAUCGUCCAACGUUGCCAGCAAACUAUUGGCUAGAAGAUCAAAACAUCAUUGGAGGACGCGAUUUAAUGUCAUCAAAUGAGGGUGGAGCUUGGCUGGCUUUAAACAUCCGUGGUAAGUUAGCUGCUUUAUUAAAUGUGUUUGAAUUAGAUAAAAGACAAAAUCCUAAAUCUAGAGGCUAUUUGGUUAAGAACUUUGUAAAAGGCAAUAGUUCAACCCUAGAAUAUUUGCAAGAAUUGCAAGGAUCACAAGAUGUGUAUAAUGGAUUUAAACUAAUCACUAUUGACAUAAGCAAGAAAUCUUUAGAAACACAUUACUUUACCAAUUUUGUACAAGAUGAAGGACCCGCCUUGAAACACAUACAAAAUGGUGUACAAGGAUUUGGAAAUGGACCUUUUUUAAAAGUGACUGAGGGAGAGAAACUUUUCAAUGACAUUGUUAAGAAAUAUGGACAUAGUAAUCAUAAGGAUACACUAAUCAAAGAACUGCUAGGAUUUUUGAAAUGGAAUAAAUUACAUUAUCCUGAUGAAGAGUUAAUUAAAAGAACUCCAAAAUUUCCUGGAACAGAUGACCAGAAAAAAUUUAGUUCCAUUUUUGUAGAAAUGCCAUCUCGUCAGUAUGGAACUCGAACACACACAAUAAUAUUAAUAGAUCAUGAUGGAAAAGUAGAAUAUAACGAAUGGACCAAGUCUGGUUUAAUUUGGAAUCAUCAGUGUUAUACGACCAUACUAAAAUCUGAAGUAUAGAAUAUGCAGUGGCAGCUUGUGACUUGGACGACGAGACAAUUGCAACCCCUACUAAAAUUAAUAAAAAGAAGAAAAUUAAUUAUAUAUUUCUAUAUUUAUAAAACUGAAAUUUUUUAGUAAUAUAAUUUAUAAUUUACAAUAGUUAUAAUACAUAUUGUUGUGUUUAAACAUUAAAUUUGUUUCCCUCAGAUAUACAUGCACACGUGAGUUGUGUUUGGAUGACCGGUAGCGUUUUCCAAGCUUUUCUGAAUAUGUAUAUUUUAAGUGAAGGCGCUUUAUGAAUUAUGUGCGUGCUGGUAAGUUAAAACUG